AUGAUCAGGAAAAAGUCCGGGGAGCCUGUCAGGUCGUCGCUGAAAGGAUCGCGUCCCAAGCUUCGCGCGGACUUAUCCAUCGUCACCACCGGCUUGGAUAUCCAGACAAGCAAGAGCGAGCCUACGACGCCAAACAAGUCCGUUCACUUCGACUCGAAGCUUGAACACGUCAGACUCUUCAUCGCUGCGCAAAAACCACUGGCAGUCUCAGUCGAUGGGAGCCCUACGGAGGACACGAGCGGGACGGAAAGCGACUUCCCGUCUUUCAUAUUUGGCGACUCGGUGCGACCGGUCCCCGUCGUCAUGCAGCUGUCGAACAUGCCGCCUAUCAUCAAUGUGCACUCCGACGUAGCUUUGGAGGAACUCAAGAUGUCGCCGAGCAGUCUGGACAUCGUGGGCUCUGCCCGAGUGCGGAAUUUAGCGUUCGAAAAGCGGGUAGCCGUCCGCUUCACCUUCGACGCAUGGCAGACGACGAGCGAAGUUACGGCGAAAUUUAUAUCCUCCAUUGGCGACCGCUUCGACCGAUUCGGCUUCACUAUCCGUCUAAGCGACAUCAUGUCUCGGGUCGAGGGGAAGACGCUAGUCCUUGCGCUUCGGUACAGCGUCGAUGGGCGGGAUAUAUGGGACAACAACGGUGGUGGCAACUACGUGGCGACUUUCAAGAAGGCGCCACUUGCGCCGCGCGCCAAGACGAAGAUCGAGGAGUUGUCGAGCGAGAGCGACGUUGCCGUCUUGCAGGAGAAGUUGGAAACCGUGGUGCGCAAGCGGGAUUGUGCUACGACGGCCGGUGCCACCUUUAUGUCCAAGCAGUCCAGCGAGCCUACAACUCUUCGCCAGCUGCCGCCCUCACUAUCUGCGCGCUACGACUUCAGCAACUCCUGGCGAAACUCCUGGAGCGGCGCUUCCUCAUCCCAAACAGAGGCCUAUGGGCGCAGGCACUCACCAACAAACGUCUCAUCGAUCCAAUGGCCCGCGAAGCAGGCAGAGAAGAAGGCCUCCGCUUUGUCGGGCAAGCCCCUGCUGGGCUCCCCGCGUGAGCCCGACUGGAUGGGCUCGACAGUGUCUUCGAACGCACUCACGAAUCCGGAGCUACGCGAUCCUGAUGCGAUGAACACGCCGGGCGGCACACCGCGCCGGCACCAGCGUGGCUACUUCGACUAUGUGAGCCCGCUGGACAACACCACGCUGCGCCGCACGCCACCGGGGACGCCCAAGUUGUGGUCGCUGGAUGACCUGACGCCGGUGUCGAGCCCCAAGCUCGCUUUUGGGGGGAUCGAGAGGGCGAGUGAGGGCAGGAGUGAUAUGUUUUCUCCGCCGCCGCUGCUGACGGUGUCGUCGUCGGAUAUGGCGCUGGGCACGGCAUUCUUCCCGGCGCUGCAGAGGAUGGGAAGCACGGAGAGUGAUGCGUCGACCUCGUCGAUCCUCUCCGGCGAUGAAUCAACGCCGUCCAUUGUUUCCCCGUCGUCAGGGUCGUCGCGCUCGUCAUCGCCUUGCCCGUCAGACACGUCUAUCACGAGCCCCCACGAGGACUAUAGCCAGUUCUUGAAUCGGUUUUGUUUUUUCACUGGUGAUUCAUCCUCGUCACCGCUUCGGCCGCCCGUGCUGGCGAGGUCUUCGUCUUCUUCAUCAGUCUCGUCGAGCGGAAGUUCACAGUCGGUGGCGCUCUCGGCUUCUAGCUCGACGACGACUAUUACGCCUACGCCUUCGACGGCUUGCCUCGCUUCGGCGGAUGAUAUUCAUAAUUUCUCCACCCCUCGCAUCGCCUUUACGCCGCCUCCUGCGCCGGCGAGUAUCUCCACCUAG
Molecule: messenger RNA, 1803 nt
Organism: Schizophyllum commune H4-8
Lineage: Eukaryota; Fungi; Basidiomycota; Agaricomycetes; Agaricales; Schizophyllaceae
Exons: 2
Coding region: 1-1803 (600 amino acids)
Biological process (GO): regulation of glycogen biosynthetic process
Cellular component (GO): protein phosphatase type 1 complex
Molecular function (GO): glycogen binding; protein phosphatase 1 binding
Source: RefSeq, a predicted model, not a curated record